This is a messenger RNA of Tetrahymena thermophila SB210, 1656 nucleotides long. Its product is annotated as eukaryotic aspartyl protease. The transcript is spliced from 2 exons. Lineage: Eukaryota; Ciliophora; Oligohymenophorea; Hymenostomatida; Tetrahymenidae. Gene Ontology annotation, biological process: proteolysis. Gene Ontology annotation, molecular function: aspartic-type endopeptidase activity. The record is from RefSeq and is a predicted model, not a curated record.
UUAAUUAAUUGUUUUUCUACAAAAAAGAUGAAUUAAAAGUUACUAUUUAUACUAAUUGCCUUAGCAUCCAUCUUUUUUAACUAAGUAGCAUGCUCAGAAAAGGUAGAAAUUGAUCUUGUACAUACCUUAAGAUAAAAAUUUGAUAUAAAGAGUGUAACAUCUGGAGAAUUUUAAAAAAUUAGGAAUCAAAAGAUUUAGCAAAUAAUUUAAAAGUUCGAAAAAUAAAAUAAAGCAUAGAUAAAUAAGUUAAAUUUAGCAUCAACACCUCAAGAAAUAGAAGAAAAUAUUCAUAGAAGCUAUUCUACAUUCAAAGAAAUCGUGACUCUCACAAAUUUUAUUAACUUUUAAUAUAUUGGUUAAAUCAAAGUUGGAUCAUCAAAUUAGUAAUUUACAGUACUUUUUGAUACAGGCUCGAAUCAGCUUUGGUUACCUUAGGAUUAAUGCUAGUAAUGCACUUUUGCAAAUAGUAGAUAUACAUGUCAAACAAAUACUUGUUCUAAUACAACUUAAGAUAUUGCAUACGGUUAAGGCAAAGUGAAAGGAUAUAAUUCGAAAGAUUUAAUCACUGUAGGUAAUAAGUCUACUUUUUACCCUUUUCUUUCUGUCUUUUAAGCUUAAGAUUUAGAUGGAUUCUAGAGUGAUGGAAUAAUGGGAAUGGGUGUAUCUAAAAAGGACAGUCUAGUUAAUAAAUUGUAUAUGGAGAAAAAAAUAGAAAAAAAUUAAUUUUCUUUUAAGCUUUCUUCAAUUGAUUUAAGUUAGUAUUCAAAAGACCAACAAAACAUGGCAACAGAUAAGAAUUCAUAAUUAAUAUUAGGUGGAUAUGAUGAUUAGUUAAUAAGUGAAGACAGUAUAAAUUAUUUCUAGGUUGUAAGCAAAAGUUAUUGGGCUAUUAAAAUGCGUUCAGCAAGAUAUAAUAAGUAAGACAUUUUUAAUGGCAAAAAUGAAUUAAGAUUAGCUUUGAUCGACACUGGUACUAGUUUGAUUCAUAUGCCUACAGCUGAUUAUUAAGCAUUUAAUAGGACGGUAUUAGAAAAAUCAAGCAAUAAAGGAUGCUUCGAGUUUGGAUUGCUUAUAUGUGUGUGUAAUUAGAAACAAAUACCUAAUUUCCCAACAAUUAGUUUAACUUUUACAGAUGUUGAUAAUAAUGACCAAAUAAUUAAUAUUUUACCAGAAUAUUACAUCAUGUAUUAAGAUGGUUUUUGUGUAUACUUGGUAGCUGAAUUUCCUGAUAUGGGCAUUAACAAUAUGUGGAUAUUAGGAGAUGUUUUUAUGAGAUAGACAUAUAACAUAUUUGACUAUGAUAGACAAGCUAUUGGUAUUGUUAAUUUGUAGCCAGAAGACGAAGAAGGUCAUCAAAUAAAAAGUGGUACAUUUAGUGGCUUUGGUAAAUUAGUUAUAAUGCUAUUAGUAAUUGGUAUUGGAGCCUUUUUAGCAAAUUACAUUUAUUAAAAUUACAUUAAAAACAAUUCCAAUAACUAAUAACAAAACUAUCAAGGCAACUAUUAAUAAUAUUAGCCUUAGUAAAGCUAUUAACCUCCUUAGUAAUAUUACUAAUAAUAGCCUCCUCAGCAAUACUAUCAAUAGCCACCAGCUUAAUAUAAUAACUAAAACUAUUAAAACAUUCCUCUUUAGCCAUUAAACUAGUAAUAAGUUUGA